Toxotes jaculatrix (banded archerfish) is the source of this 1534-nucleotide messenger RNA. It is a transcript of the gene uchl3, whose product is annotated as ubiquitin carboxyl-terminal esterase L3 (ubiquitin thiolesterase). The transcript has 9 exons. The coding region runs from base 93 to 791 and encodes 232 amino acids. Gene Ontology annotation, molecular function: cysteine-type deubiquitinase activity. Gene Ontology annotation, cellular component: cytoplasm. The record is from RefSeq and is a predicted model, not a curated record. Gene Ontology annotation, biological process: protein deubiquitination; ubiquitin-dependent protein catabolic process. Lineage: Eukaryota; Metazoa; Chordata; Actinopteri; Toxotidae.
ACGCGGAAGCGAUUUCCAGCUGUCAAACAGAUUUUUGAGAAUCAGUUUCGCCUUUCAGGUGAAAGAUAACUAACCUCUGGCGUUACCUCAAAAUGGACUGUCCACGCUGGUUGCCUCUGGAGUCGAAUCCAGAAGUCAUGACAAAGUUCGUGAAUUGCUUGGGAAUGAGGCCAACCUGGCAAUUUGGAGAUGUAUAUGGGUUGGAUCCAGAGCUUCUCAGCAUGGUACCAAGACCUGUGUGUGCUGUACUACUCCUCUUCCCAGUGACAGAGAAGUAUGAGGCAUUCAAGCAAGAGGAGGAGGAGAAACUCAAGGAUCAGGGACAGGAGAUCUCUCCUGACGUCUACUUCAUCAAGCAAACUAUUGGAAACGCCUGUGGAACAAUAGGACUAAUUCAUGCAGUGGCAAACAACCAGGCACACCUGGAAUUUGAGCCCGAUUCUCCUCUUAAGAAGUUUCUUGAACAAACCUCUAAAAUGACCCCAGAGGAAAGGGCCACCUUCCUGGAAAAAGAUGAGAGUAUACGUGUUACACAUGAAUCGAGCGCACAAGAGGGGCAGACGGAGGCUCCAAGUUUAGAUGAGAAAGUGAAUCUGCAUUUUAUAGCUUUUGUGAAUGUCGGAGGACAGUUAUAUGAACUGGACGGCCGGAAGCCUUUCCCCAUUGUCCAUAGAAAAACUUCAGAAGAUACUUUCCUCGAGGAUGCUGUAGAGGUUUGUAAGAUCUUCAUGGCUCGCGACCCUCAGGAGGUUCGUUUCACCAUCAUUGCCCUUUCCAAAGAUACAUACUGAGGAAACUCCCUUGUGACCAGAGAAAACAGAAACUAUUACUGCCAAACAUUCUCAAGUGCUGACUUUAUUGGAAAAUUGGACUUUUUUUGUUUUCAAAAUAGUUUAGCAAGUGAUGUGGGGAAAAUAGUAAAAUGUCAGGGAUGUCAUUCUAAAGUAACGCUCCGAUUUCAAUUAUACAUCACUUGUUGCGCUUUAGAUGAAAUUGUAAGGGAAUUAGGGAGCUGCUGUGCAACUAAAAGUAAUUCUUGAUAAGAUGAAAAUCUUCCAGUUUCCCUCUGGUGAUACAUCUCUAACUGUAAUACAGAUAUUGGCUGUAAUACAUUGACACUGCACUCAAGUGUGUUUACAUGACAUGUUUGGCUUUCAAUUAAGAGAGAAAAUUUAACACAGUUUUCAUGUCACUGAGGGAACUGAACUUCUUUUUUACUCUGGGUUCAAUGAGACAUACUGUAUGUAGUGAUUUGCUUUUGAUCAUAUGUCUAGCCACAUGGUCAAAACCAACCUGCAGAAACAUGUUUUGCAAGGCUUUAAUUUCAGCCAUGGCUUUGAAAACAAACAGUUAGGCUUGAUGCUGUUUUAUGUGGUAAUGGUGUUAAUGAAAAGGUUAUCAGAAAAAAAGCAUAUCUCUGACAUGUCUGGCUCUGGAUAACUGAAAAAUGCAGACUGGACGUCCGUGUGGAAGGUGCCUACAUUUUUGUAAUAAGAAUUAGAAAUUCUGUCAAAUAAAAGGCAAAUUUAUUAAA